UCGGCCUCCUCCUCCCCGGCGGCGGUGACCACGUCGACACGUCCUCCUGUCCGGUGAUCGGCAGAGGCAAAGCUUAAUCCUCCGUCGGAUCGAUCCUGAGUCCGCCGCCCACCGCUCCCCCUUCGUGUAACUCACACGCGAAUCCCUGCAUUGCUCCGAAGGAAGCUCUCGAUCAUCCUAGACAUGAAGUUCCCUUCCCCAAAACCCCUCUCUUUCGCGCGCGCUCGGGAUUUUCUUCUCUUCCUCGUCGUAUACAUCCGUAAGCUGCUCGAGUCCCCUUUUCACUGCUCUUUCGAUCUGGUCGUUCGCUUUCUCCUCGGUCGGAUUUCAGUUGGAUCCAUGGCGUCAGCGCUCGCGGUGACGGACGAGCUGGUGUUGCCGCUUCGCGCGGUGGGGUACCUGGCAAUGGCUGCCGAGGUCUCCUGGGACGACAUGGUGGUCAUCACGCAGUGCGCCUCGCUCGAUGGGAAGUUGCCUUAUGAUGACUCGUCAGUUGGUGCUGUUCUAUCUGUCAUUAAAAAUAUGGAGAGCUUUGGGGAUAAAUUUGUUGCUGAAAUUAACCGAGUGCUGCAAGCUGGGGGUAUUGUGUUGGUACAGAGCUUCACACCCUCCUCUGUUCAGAAGCCAAACAAUUAUAUCAAGCGCCAGCUACUCAUUGGAGGUUUUGUUGAAGUGCAAGCUUCUGCUACAAGCUCGCGGGAUAGCGUACAAUCUUUUACUAUCAGGGCAAAGAAGCCGACUUGGAGUAUGGGUUCAUCCUUCCCCCUGAAGAAAGCAAUAAAGGCUCUUCCAAAGACUAAAAUUGAUGAUGAUGAACUGAUUGAUGAACACAGCCUCUUGACUGAGGACGACUUGAAGAAACCGCAACUUCCAGUUGCAGGAGAUUGUGAAGUCGGAGCCACAAAGAAGGCAAGGAAGGCAUGCAAGAACUGCAGUUGUGGUAGGGCUGAGGCUAAGCAGAAGGUGGAGAAAUUGGGGCUCACUGCAGACCAGAUCGAUAACCCUGUGUCAGCUUGUGGCAGUUGUGGGUUGGGCGAUGCAUUCAGAUGCAGUGGUUGCCCAUACAGAGGCCUCGCACCAUUCAAGUUGGGCCAGAAGGUUACAUUGUCUGAUAACUUCCUUUCGGCCGACAUAUGACGAGUUGACGGCAGAGAUCAGCCUAUGCCCUGCUGACCAUCGCAGUUGUCGUGGCAACGUCGAGACAGCUCCUGCCCAUCAUCAGCUGGUAUGCAUCGGCACAGCGGCGAGCUGCUACAGGUGGUGGUGCGAGGUGC
Messenger RNA from Lolium perenne, 1274 nucleotides. Its product is annotated as anamorsin homolog. Gene Ontology annotation, cellular component: cytoplasm. NCBI's taxonomy places the organism in Eukaryota, Viridiplantae, Streptophyta, Magnoliopsida, Poales, Poaceae. Gene Ontology annotation, molecular function: iron-sulfur cluster binding. Gene Ontology annotation, biological process: iron-sulfur cluster assembly. The record is from RefSeq and is a predicted model, not a curated record.